GUUAUUUCAUAUUGUUUUAGAACUUAUAGUUUGUAAGUAACGCUGGCAACUUAAUAAUAAUUAAGUAUGUAGGAGGACCAUAGUUGUCAAAAUAUGCAAGCUGAAGUGGCAGUGGGCUGGUCAUAUCUGCCGAAGAACCGAUAACCGUUGGGGUAGACGAGUUCUCGAGUGGAGACCACGAAGAGGCAAACGCAGUGUGGGACACCUUCCUGCCCGCUGGACCGACGACAUUAGGCGGGUUGCCGGUGGUAGCUGGAUGAGGAAGGCCGAGAACCGAGUGUCGUGGCGCUUCUUGGGAGAGGCCUAUGUCCAGUAGUGGAUGAUUAUGAGCUGCUGAUGAAUCGUUUCACCGCUAAGAGAGAUUUAAUAUCCGUUAGUGAGCUGACGAGCACUACAAAGGCGCCGGGUCGUAGCAAAUGCAGUAUCUGCCCCAAUUACUUGCAGCGUGUGUGUGCCUUCGACAACCGCUCGAACAAGACGACAAUCUUCGACAACCUCUGCAUCAUGGACGUCGUCAACUGCAGGGAACGCACUCAUUACAUCAGGAUGCCUCACUCCAAAUGUCUGUACCACGGUAACUUCGACUACGUCCGCGGGCGCCGCAGCGACGACUAUGACGACUGAUAUUUCACACUCAACGAGAACAAGAACCCAGACUAUGCGAAAUAAAACC
Plutella xylostella (diamondback moth) is the source of this 673-nucleotide messenger RNA. RefSeq lists its product as uncharacterized. The record is from RefSeq and is a predicted model, not a curated record. NCBI's taxonomy places the organism in Eukaryota, Metazoa, Arthropoda, Insecta, Lepidoptera, Plutellidae. Gene Ontology annotation, molecular function: protein binding.